Saccoglossus kowalevskii is the source of this 543-nucleotide messenger RNA. RefSeq names its product N-alpha-acetyltransferase 38-B, NatC auxiliary subunit-like. Gene Ontology annotation, cellular component: NatC complex. The record is from RefSeq and is a predicted model, not a curated record. NCBI's taxonomy places the organism in Eukaryota, Metazoa, Hemichordata, Enteropneusta, Harrimaniidae. Gene Ontology annotation, molecular function: RNA binding.
AUGGGAACAGAGUCUGUAAGAAUUGAAUCAGCCAAGGAAGGAGAGAAGUCAUGCUUAAGGAAGAAGUUGGAAUCCUGGUUAAAUAGAAGGCUCAGGAUAUGUAUGACAGAUGGGAGAACACUUAUAGGAACAUUUCUUUGUACAGACCAAGAAAGGAAUGUCAUUCUAGGUUCUUGUGAAGAGUAUGUCAACCCACCAGACACCACUGAAAAGGAAGAGCCUAGAGUGCUGGGUUUAGCUAUGGUACCUGGUCAGCAUAUAGUUACCAUCGAAGUGGAUAUGUACACUCCACCACAGGCAAUUCUCUGAUGAUGAAAAUAUCAUUCCGUGAAGUAAACUUCUAUUCUAUUAUAUAGGAUUUUAAAAGAAGAAAAAUAAGAACCUUGGUUGGUUCACGCUAGCAACACUACCAGAUAUGGCAUGACUUUCACAGUAUAUCUGUGGUACAAGUGAACAUUGUAAUUUAAUGUCAUUUUUGUGAUAAGAACUGAAUUUAUGUUUUGUAGUUGCUGAUGCCAAUUCAGGAAUAAAGUGUUUUAUUUU